Molecule: messenger RNA, 462 nt
Organism: Miscanthus lutarioriparius
Lineage: Eukaryota; Viridiplantae; Streptophyta; Magnoliopsida; Poales; Poaceae
Source: the annotation of a GenBank genome assembly
AUGGAAGAAGGGCAAGGACGGCAAGGACUUCGCAGCACUCGCAGCGGCCAAUCCCAUGUCAAGCAUAGUCGCCGAGCUCCAGGCUUUACUGAGGGACGUGAUUCUCGAGGUCGGCUCACGCCAAGCCAAGCUUCUGAACCAAGCCGCGCCUUUGGCCGGGCCGUGGAGAGUGCAGGCGCGGAGAGGCAGUGGUUCCAGCUGGGCCCCGAGGAGGUAUUCUUCCUUUGCCAUGCCCUGAAGUGCGUCGUGGUUGAGUCGGAGAGCAAGGCGUGGAUGGGUGUACCGGAGCUGUGGGAUCUCUUGGUAUCCACCUCGGAGCAAUUCCCGGAGAUGUACAGGGCCUAUGAACACCUUAGGCUGAAGAACUGGGUUGUAAAGUCGGGAUUGCAGUAUGGGGCGGACUUUGUAGCUUACCGUCAUGGCAUCAUCAUCCGGCACUUGUGCACUCGGAGUUUGCCGUGA